AUCCAAAAUGGAUGGUGCAUACUUUUCUUUGAUGAAAGUCAAUACCAGACGGCAUCGUUUGUUAUAAAGAGAUCACACCCUGCGCGAUCGAGUUGGGAAAAAGGAAACAGCAUCCAUGGCAGAUCAACCGAAGGAAGUGAAGCUCUAUGGGCAUGGCUUCAGUGGGUACUGCACGAUGGUCAACUCUGCCCUCAAGCUCAAGGGCGUGGCUUUCGAGUACGUCGAAGAGGACCUCCAGAACAAGAGCGAGGCGCUGCUUAGCCUCAACCCCGUCUACAAGAAGGUGCCGGUUCUCGUGGUGGAUGGUGAGCCGAUAGCUGAGUCACUGGUCAUCUUGCAGUACAUCGAUGAUGUGUGGAAGAACCCCCCCCUUCUCCCGGAGGAUCCUUAUCAGAGAGCCAAGGUCCGGUUUUGGGCAGAUUAUGUCUACCAGAAGUUGGUGCCACCCGUGUACCGUAUCAGAACGUCCGAGGGAGAUGCUCGGAAGAAGGCAGAAGAGGAGUUCAGAGCGAACAUGAUCACCUUGGAGGACGGCAUCCGAGAAGAGCUGUGGAGUGCUGGGGGAUCAUUUAUCAACGGUGAGAAGCCUGGGCUCCUCGAUGUGAUCAUGGGUUCCUGUCACACGGGCCUCAAGUACCUCGAAGAUGUGGCCGGCGUAAAACUGGUGGAGAAGGACAGGACGCCACUCUUGUGCUCGUGCAUGGAGGCCUUCGUCGAGCUUGACGUCGUCAAGGGACCAUGAUCCCAUUCGAUGGAAUCCAAUAAUGUGCGCGGGCUGUCCUCGAUAAGACUUCCGCGUCAUCUUGAGCUUGAUUUAUGUGUCAUUUGGUAUUCAUCAACAUAAAUAUAUGUAUAUGUUGUGUGACACUACAGCAUACACGUAGCAAAAUUUCAUUUUGGAGUCUAUUUCUAAUUAAUUCCCGGCAAGCUUUUUCUUAA
Messenger RNA from Musa acuminata subsp. malaccensis (wild Malaysian banana), 939 nucleotides. RefSeq names its product glutathione S-transferase U10. Gene Ontology annotation, molecular function: glutathione transferase activity. The record is from RefSeq and is a predicted model, not a curated record. Gene Ontology annotation, biological process: glutathione metabolic process. Gene Ontology annotation, cellular component: cytoplasm. Lineage: Eukaryota; Viridiplantae; Streptophyta; Magnoliopsida; Zingiberales; Musaceae.